AUGCUCCUAGAAGAAGACCCCUCCCUCCUAAUCCGCCACACAAUCACAAACUUUAACACCGCCCCCGACCGCCUCGCCAUCUCCCGCAUCUCUGAAUCCCUCUCCACCCUCGCCCAAGCCCGCGAACUCCGCAUCCGCGAAGCCGAAUCCUCCCUCAAAAAACUCUCCCGCCAGCUCUCCACCCUCUCCAACCAGCACCGCGAGCUAACCUCCACCCACUCCUCCGCCGCCCACGCCUCCGAGAUCUCCCGCCUCGACACCCAAAAGUUCCGCAUCGCAAAGUCGGCUUCAGACCUCGAAAUGGAAACGGAGCGGCUGCAGGGCCAGCUGGACGAGUUGAACGCCAGGCUCCAAGAGCUGGAGAUGCAGGGUGUUGAUGGCGGGGAUGGGGUUGAAGGAGUAAGAGGUGGGGACGGCGGGGUGGAGGAUGAGGUGCUGCUGAGGCUAAAGGUGUAUAGGAGUUUGGGGAUGGAGUUGGAGAAGAGUGAUGAUGGGAGUGGGAAGAAGGAUGGAGGGGGAGAGUUUAACAGGGUCGUGUUGAGGAAUGAUAAGAGGGGGGAUGUUCAUGUUGUCAAGAUUGAUGGGGGGUUUUCGAGGUUUUUCUAUGCGAAUUACUUUUGGCAGAAUCUUUGA
Podospora bellae-mahoneyi is the source of this 633-nucleotide messenger RNA. RefSeq names its product putative kinetochore protein spc24 (gene spc24). Gene Ontology annotation, cellular component: Ndc80 complex. Gene Ontology annotation, molecular function: microtubule binding. Gene Ontology annotation, biological process: chromosome segregation. Bases 1 to 633 code for a protein of 210 amino acids. The record is from RefSeq and is a predicted model, not a curated record. Lineage: Eukaryota; Fungi; Ascomycota; Sordariomycetes; Sordariales; Podosporaceae. The transcript has a single exon.